Molecule: messenger RNA, 3829 nt
Organism: Micropterus salmoides (largemouth bass)
Lineage: Eukaryota; Metazoa; Chordata; Actinopteri; Centrarchiformes; Centrarchidae
Product: mitochondrial poly(A) polymerase
Exons: 9
Coding region: 16-1767 (583 amino acids)
Cellular component (GO): mitochondrion
Molecular function (GO): poly(A) RNA polymerase activity
Source: RefSeq, a predicted model, not a curated record
GACAUAGCUACGCGCAUGCGUCCUUGCGCCUCUAUUGGGGCAGCAAUGGCGUCCUCCUUCGCAGUGUGCAGGCUACAUAUGAGGGGAAGGGGAAUUCUAGUGAAGGGUCUACAGAAGGUCGAUACGUGUCUUCACAGGAAUAUUGGAACAAAUGUUGUUGCUGCGCAAAGUGCAGCUCUUCGGAAAGAAGAAACUGAUGAAAAGGAGGGGUGCAAAUCGUUGUAUGCUGUCCAGGCAGAGAGACAAGAACAGGCAGAGAGAUCUGUUCUCAUCAGCUGCCACUCCAGAACCAAUGAGAAGAAGUUCCUUAAGCAUUUAUCAAAACAUGGAGAUAUAAAGAAAUACUUCUUUUAUGAAAGCUAUGGCAUGUAUGCUGUAGUGGAAUUUGCCAACCGGGAAAGUGUUGUUUCAUUACUUGAAGAGGCAGUCAUCCCCAGCGUUAACCAUGAAUCCAUGGUUCCUUUUAAAUCGAGACUGCUGUCACUGAAGAACCUCGGCUCAGCUGACUCAACUAACCAGCAGUCAGGCCAUCAGUGCCAACCGCAAGCCACUAUUCCCAUCAACGAGCUCAUACAGAGACUGUCCAGAGAGGAAAGUAUAGACCAACAGGUAACCUUCCUGACAGAAGCCUAUCAGCUAACAGAGGAGAACAGCCGACUGCGUUUCCUUGUCUGCUCUCUGCUCAAGGACAUUGCUGCUGCUUAUUUCCCAGAAUGCAACAUCAAGCCGUUUGGCUCAUCAGUGAACGGCUUUGGAAAACUGGGCAGUGACCUGGACAUGUUUCUGGACCUCGAUGGCAUCAGUGGGAGAAACACAAAGAUGCCAAAAUCAGGUUUGUCUCUGGAGUACCAGAUGAAGAGGGCCAACUCCGAGCGGGCUGUCACCCAGAGCACCCUGUCAGUCAUUGGGGAGUGUGUGGACCAGUUUGGACCUGGGUGUGUAGGGGUGCAGAAGAUUCUCAACGCACGAUGCCCCUUGGUCCGUUUCGCCCACCAGCCCUCUGGUUUUCAGUGUGACCUCACAGCCAAUAACAGGGUGGCCAUGAAGAGCACAGAGCUACUGUACCUGUACGGAGUGCUGGACCCGCGCGUGCGUUUCCUGGUGUUCACUGUGCGCUGUUGGGCUCGAGCCCAUGGCAUCACCAGCGGCAUUCCCGGGGCCUGGAUCACCAACUUCUCCCUCACUGUCAUGGUGCUCUUCUUCCUGCAGAGGAGGAGCCCUCCCAUUAUCCCUACCUUGGACCACCUCAGAGACCUUGCAGGUCCUGCGGACAAGAGCGUGAUUGAGGGGAAUGACUGCACGUUUGUCAGCGACAUCAGCAAGAUCCAGCUCCAGAGCAACACAGAAACACUAGAGAAACUGCUGUAUGAAUUUUUUGAGUUCUACGCCACUUUUGCGUUCAACAAGAUGUCCAUAUCUAUCAGAAAGGGCAAAGAGCAGAACAAGCCGGAGGUAGCCCCACUGCACAUCCAGAACCCGUUUGAAACCUCUCUGAACGUCAGCAAGAACGUCAACGCCACACAGCUAGAGCGCUUUGUGGCUUUGUGUCAGGAGAGCUCCUGGCUGCUCCAGCAGAGUGAAACCAACACACCCGGAAGUGGAAAUAAAGGCAACACUCCCACACCUUGGGGACUGGCUACCCUCCUCCUGCCCUCCCAGGUUGCAGGGAUCAAAAGUCGCAAGAAAAGAAGACGGGAGCCGGCCAGUGAGAGGAUCAAGAGCUUGCUGGAAUCCUUGAAGAAUAACAAUCAGCAAAAGAAAAGCUAAGACGCUUAGGAGAUCUCAGAACUCAACUCCAUCCUCUUACCAUUACUUUAACUCAUUCAUUGUUGGACACCUACUGGUGUUAAUGUCUUGAUACUCUCUGAGGUGGUGUUGAGUUCUUUGCAGUGGAAUAUAUAUGCUGGACUCUAAUUCCAAACAUGGACACUGGAGGGUGUUACUGAGGCCUCUAUGUGCAUAUGUUUGGGACCUGGGAUAAGGGAGUGAUUACUGGGUACUUUAAUGUAGACUUAACCUAGUCUGUUGUAAUUAAAGCCAGUAUUAUGGAAACUGAUGUCCCGCCAGAUUCUCAUGUAGGAGCUAAGACUGUAGAUUCACAGGUUAUUCAAAAUCUGUUAUUAUUUUCACUGAUACGCAACAUAAUCUGAAACACACGUCAGACAAAAUCACUGGAGGUUGGCCUAUAGAUAUCAUUUUUGUAUUAAUUUUAAAUUAGCCCACAGAUGGAAUAAUAAGCUUUUAUUGCAAACUGAAAAACUGGGUUUGCUUAUUACGGCGCUUGAAAACUGACAGAAAGCAGUAAAUGGGUAUCAGAUGCAUCAAAAUUAUAACUGAAUACAGGACUCUACAGUAACUUUUAAAAGUAAAUGCCAGGCUCUCAACCAAGUAUUAGCUUUUGGUUGCUGAAACUAAAAAUCGGGUUGCCAUUUUGUGUCAGCUUAUAUUUUGAGUAAUUAAGCUAUUAUGCAGUCAUACCAGAUCAUCUUAAUAAUGAAAAUGUGACCUAAAAGAAUGUUUAAAAGCUUUUAUUACAGUAACCAAAUAAAAAUCUAGCUUGUGUGUUAUCUGAUAGUGUUAUCAGUAAACAUGUCCACCUUCCUGGUAUACAAAAUGUCAGCAUUCGUGAUGUUGACUGGUUAGUUGAACUUUUCAACCCACAGUCAAACAACUUAAUUUACUUCACCAUUGUCUUGUAAAACAGAUACCUGUGCGCACACACACUGGUAAAUAAAUGCACCACCUUUGAUUCAUGUUCUGACUGUAACAGCAAUUUAAAAUAUCACUAAUGCAUCAUUAUUAAGAAAUUAUUUAUUUUGCGGUGCACGUUUUGCUGUUUGCUGACCCUAUUCUUUAUAUGUUUAAAAAGUUACCAGUGGCAACCACUUUUUAACAUUGUAACACUGGUUGCCAAUUUCUCAAAAUGGUUGUCUUUAAUCUCUAACUAGUUGGUAAAGAAAGAGAAAAGCUUUUUAUUGUUUUCUUUUACCUGCAAUAACUUGAUAAAAUACAUCACUGCCUUAUUUUCACUCUGUUUAUCUCUGACUAGCUUAUUUUAUUGUUUAACUCUCAAUGUAGAAUAUCAUACUACAGCAAUUACAGGUCUUAGUGGCAUGUUCGCUUUCCUGAAAACACUGUUAGCUACGCACACCGAGCACCAGCCUUUUGACCUAUAGCUACCCAGCUGAAGCUGACUUUCAUCAUAAAUCUAGACUAGAGCAAGUAAAACCUAAACUACAGUAACAUGACUUUAUAUAGGUACACAUUGCAUUAUAGAAUAUUAUGGAAUUUAGAUUCAGCUAGGUGCAGUAGCUAAUUGGAAAGGCUGGUUCUCGGUGUGUUUAGCUAGCCACACAGUUGUUUGUAGUUCCAUUGACUAGUCUGAUGCAUUUGUGUUUCUUGGGUAAACUACCAAAAACACAGCUGGGACUAUGACCUGGAUAACUGACAACCUUCACAUACUUAUUACCAAAAACACAGGAAAUUUAAGUAGUUAAAAAGUAAAAUGAGGUAGUGACAGAUAAAUAGAAGGGUAAAAUUUAAUCAGCUUAAAAAGGAAAACAAAUUUCUUUUUUUACCGACUAAUUGGUAAAGGAAAAGUAUAAAGCUUUAUAUUUCUUUUUACACAUCAUUUAAACUAUUUAACUAAUAGUAUUGUUAGAGUGUAUUCACUUCUGUUUUUGAUUUGUCUGAUAACCUUUUAAUACCCGCUGUCCCUUUUUGGGGUGCUAGGGGCUUUUUAAAUGAAACCGUACAAAGAACACUCAGCACUUUCUCAAAUGGUACAUCUGGAUUAAAGUUUUUUGAAGCGAAUGGACUAAAACAGUGA